Molecule: messenger RNA, 1206 nt
Organism: Humulus lupulus (European hop)
Lineage: Eukaryota; Viridiplantae; Streptophyta; Magnoliopsida; Rosales; Cannabaceae
Exons: 4
Coding region: 1-1206 (401 amino acids)
Source: RefSeq, a predicted model, not a curated record
AUGGGCCAAGUAGCAAAUGUUUCUUGUGUUUAUUGUGGAGGAGUGAACGCAUUUGAUAGUUGUCCUUCUAAUCUCGCUUCGGUUUGUUACUUGGGGAAUCAAAAUGACUACCACAACAAUACAUAUUUAAACUCUUAUAAUCCAAGUUGGAGGGAUCAUCCAAAUUUCUCUUGGGGAGGUCAAGGGGCUAGUUCAAGUGGUGCAGUGAUGCCAAAUAAGCCUACAUAUCCACCGGGUUUUUCUCAACAAGCAAGAGCUCAACCUCCUCCUUUACAAGUUUCUCAAACAGGAUCUUUGGAGAAUUUGAUGAAAGAGUAUAUGGCCAAGAAUGAUACAGUAAUUCAAAGUCAUGCAACGUCUUUGAGGAACGUAGAGAUUCAAAUGAGGAGAGAUGGUAAAGAGCAAUUCAAGGUGAUCACUUUGAGGAGUGGUAAAAAUCUGGAGUUGAUUGAGGACAAUCCUAAGAGAAAAAAUGAGCCUACUUCAAUCCAAAGUAGUGUGGAAAAAGGAGAAAGUGUUGGAAUUUUGAUUAUGUCAAAAGUUGAUUCUGAAGAAAAUGUUGCAGCAAUCCCUCCGCAAAAUGCAUCAGAGGAGCGAACGAGCAAGCCACCUCCACCAUUUCCUCAACGAUUUCAAAAGCAGCCGCAAGAAAGCCAAUUUCGAAGAUUUUUGGAUGUUUUGAAGCAUCUCCACAUCAACAUACCUCUAGUGGAAGCUUUGGAACAAAUGCUUAACUAUGUGAAGUUCUUGAAGGAUAUUUUGACAAAGAAGAGGAGGCUUGGAGAAUUUGAAAUGGUUGCUUUGACUGAAGGUUGUAGUGCUAUUUUGAAGAAUACAAUCCCUCCCAAGAUGGAGGAUCCAGGCAGUUUUACAAUUCCAAUUUCUAUUGGGGGAAAAGAAGUUGUUGAAGCUUGUUUGGCCAUAAAUGCUUCUAACUUCAAGUUUAUUGAAAACAUGCAUGACAAACAUAGCAAGGGAGUGAAGAAAAAGGUCCUUUUUGAAGAAAUUGAGAAAUGUGGUGAGCCAUGGAUAAGUAAGGAAGAAGAACCAUCUCAUCCUCCAAAUUUACCUAGGAAAAAGAAGAAGAAAAAGAAACAUAUGUUAAGAAAGCAAGCAAAUGGUGUUUUAGAAGUAAUUUGGAGGUCUGAAGGUUUUGCGAAAAUUUUGCUGAAGCAAAAUGGGGAGCAAACUAUUUGCAAAUUUUGA